GAGAAAAAGAAAGGGAAAGGAGAAGUGAAGAAAAGCAAGAAAAGAAAAAGAAAAGCAGAGAAAAGAAAAGGAGUGGGGUGGGGUGGGGAGCUGAAGGAAGACAAAGGAAUCAAGAGUCGGCGCUCAUGUCUCGCCGACCACUAAUCAUAACGUCUUCUUCACCACCGCCAAAUUAACAUCUUUCUUUUACUUUUCAAUCUAACCUAACUUCUCUAUAAAAUCUCAUAUCUUCAUCUACUGUUCCGUUUUCGAUUCUUUUGUUCCUUCGUUUUCCUUUCACUUCGAUGUGGGCUCUUCCGAGUUUUUUUUGAACGGAAGAGAUCCGUAGUUCAAGUCAGAUUUAGUAUUCUGAUUAGGGUUUUUUUCCCCCCUUCUAUUUUUCGGGUUUUCUACGUUUGUUUUUUCCUUUUUCCCUUUUUUUGGGUGGGGGGUGUUUAUCGAUCUUGUUGGGGAUCUUGAAUUUCGUUGGGUUUAGUUAUGAGAGGAAUGACUGAGCAACAAAUUACAGUCGAGAGGACAGAGGAGGUUGAUAAGGAGAAGAAGAAGAAGCGUCGACCUCGGCGCUCCAAGCAGAAUCCUGCGAUUUCAGGAUCAAAUGAUAGUCCAGUUAGUGGAAUACGUAUGCAAGAAUCAAGAUGCUUGAUGAACAAUGAUAACUCAAAUCAUGUAACCUUAUCUAUGAAUGUGUCUUCAGCACAGUACUAUGGGUUGGAUGUUCAGACAUCACACGAUCAUGGACUUGCCACAGCGUCUGAUGUUACUUUCCAUUCUCUGCCAACAAUGCACAUCAACGGUGAGACAGCAGCAGUUGAGUUGGGAAGUACGCAAGAUGAGCAGAUGUUUCCACCUGACAUAGGGCUCACUGUGUUGUCUAAAUCAUGUCCGGAACUGAUCUGCAGUGAAGGAAAAAAUCAAUCAUUUUCAAAUAAAGAGGCUCUCUAUUUUCAUAAGAAUGAGGGUAACGCUGGUAUGCAGAGAAAUUAUUUCCCCCCUCACUGGUCAGUUGAGGCAGUUAAUGAGGCAAUAGAGAAGGGUGUCGCUUUUAAAGCAUCGUUUCGUGUGAAUGCUUAUAAUCGUCUUGAGGCUUACUGUACCAUUGAAGGUGUCCCAACAGAUAUCUUUAUCAGUGGAGUACCUAACCAAAAUAGAGCUGUAAGUCUAGUAGUAAUUUUUCCUGGUGUUAUUUAUUGUUACUCAACUGUUCAAUAUCAAUUGGCUUUCCCCUUGGCUAUGAAGUAUAUAUUUUAUUAUUAGUAAUAUUAUUAUAUU
Molecule: messenger RNA, 1269 nt
Organism: Macadamia integrifolia
Lineage: Eukaryota; Viridiplantae; Streptophyta; Magnoliopsida; Proteales; Proteaceae
Product: inactive exonuclease DIS3L2-like
Exons: 4
Coding region: 478-1254 (258 amino acids)
Biological process (GO): mRNA catabolic process
Cellular component (GO): exosome (RNase complex); P-body
Molecular function (GO): 3'-5'-RNA exonuclease activity
Source: RefSeq, a predicted model, not a curated record